Molecule: messenger RNA, 2602 nt
Organism: Salmo salar (Atlantic salmon)
Lineage: Eukaryota; Metazoa; Chordata; Actinopteri; Salmoniformes; Salmonidae
Source: RefSeq, a predicted model, not a curated record
CACCGAACAAGCCUUUCUGAUAGGAGGUCGGUGUAGCGCGUAGCAAUGGGCUCCAUUUCGGGUUUAUUAUCUGUGGUAGGAGCGGCAACUUUCUACCUCUAUCUCCUGUCCUCUUUCCUGCCGCCCGGACCGCAACAUCACCGGCGACAUGAGGUGGAGUUAAACAACGAGAGCGCAGAGGGAACCGGGGACAUGGAAGUUGUAGAGUACAGAUUUGCUGAGGGAGAUGAGGGUGGCUAUGAUCCUGUGCUUUAGCAGACACACUCGUCUUGGUUGGCAUUAUGUCCUCGUCCCAUCAUAUUUCACCGUACCUAAUUAUAAAGGAGUUUCAUGACCCUGGCAUCAUGUUUAUCAGCCCUGUACACUCCUAUUAGAGAACAGACAUCCAGAGGUGAUGCUACCCAGGACAUAACACUGGACACGGUGUGCUGAGGAAUACACACCGGACGGUUCUGAUGAGGUGCUACCCAGGACAUAACACUGGACGCGGUGUGCUGAGGAAUACACACCGGACGGUUCUGAUGAGGUGCUACCCAGGACAUAACACUGGACACGGUGUGCUGAGGAAUACACACCGGACGGUUCUGAUGAGGUGCUACCCAGGACAUAACACUGGACACGGUGUGCUGAGGAAUACACACCGGACGGUUCUGAUGAGGUGCUACCCAGGACAUAACACUGGACACGGUGUGCUGAGGAAUACACACCGGACGGUUCUGAUGAGGUGCUACCCAGGACAUAACACUGGACACGGUGUGCUGAGGAAUACACACCGGACGGUUCUGAUGAGGUGCUACCCAGUUCUGAUGAGGUGCUACCCAGGACAUAACACUGGACGCGGUGUGCUGAGGAAUACACACCGGACGGUUCUGAUGAGGUGCUACCCAGUUCUGAUGAGGUGCUACCCAGGACAUAACACUGGACGCGGUGUGCUGAGGAAUACACACCGGACGGUUCUGAUGAGGUGCUACCCAGUUCUGAUGAGGUGCUACCCAGGACAUAACACUGGACGCGGUGUGCUGAGGAAUACACACCGGACGGUUCUGAUGAGGUGCUACCCAGUUCUGAUGAGGUGCUACCCAGGACAUAACACUGGACACGGUGUGCUGAGGAAUACACACCGGACGGUUCUGAUGAGGUGCUACCCAGGACAUAACACUGGACACGGUGUGCUGAGGAAUACACACCGGACGGUUCUGAUGAGGUGCUACCCAGGACAUAACACUGGACACGGUGUGCUGAGGAAUACACACCGGACGGUUCUGAUGAGGUGCUACCCAGUUCUGAUGAGGUGCUACCCAGGACAUAACACUGGACGCGGUGUGCUGAGGAAUACACACCGGACGGUUCUGAUGAGGUGCUACCCAGUUCUGAUGAGGUGCUACCCAGGACAUAACACUGGACGCGGUGUGCUGAGGAAUACACACCGGACGGUUCUGAUGAGGUGCUACCCAGGACAUAACACUGGACGCGGUGUGCUGAGGAAUACACACCGGACGGUUCUGAUGAGGUGCUACCCAGUUCUGAUGAGGUGCUACCCAGGACAUAACACUGGACGCGGUGUGCUGAGGAAUACACACCGGACGGUUCUGAUGAGGUGCUACCCAGUUCUGAUGAGGUGCUACCCAGGACAUAACACUGGACGCGGUGUGCUGAGGAAUACACACCGGACGGUUCUGAUGAGGUGCUACCCAGGACAUAACACUGGACGCGGUGUGCUGAGGAAUACACACCGGACGGUUCUGAUGAGGUGCUACCCAGUUCUGAUGAGGUGCUACCCAGGACAUAACACUGGACGCGGUGUGCUGAGGAAUACACACCGGACGGUUCUGAUGAGGUGCUACCCAGGACAUAACACUGGACGCGGUGUGCUGAGGAAUACACACCUGAGAUCCUAACCACAGUGGCUUUGCCUUCCAUUCAUCCCAUAUAGCUCAACAAUUAGAUGUGAUACCAGCAGCUUAGGUUUCAUGGUUCAUGGUUCAUUCUGUUUGCGUGUGUCUGUCACGGCUGAGGAGCCUGAAACUUCCAGCAUCGAAACUAGCAGAGGCAGAAAUCCCAGAGCAAAAGCCGCUAUUUCUGUCCCAUAUCCUGUUUCAUACUCUCUCUCUCAAACACGUCCCUCUCUCUCCGCCAUCUGGAAACUUCUCCCUCUCUCUCUCUCUCUCUCUCUCUCUCAUGCCUGCACACGGGCACCAGCCAUGCCCACUUUAGUCUGUGUUUGACCUGUCUAUGAUGUCAGAUUAGGGUAUCCCCAGAUUCCCAAUACUCUAGAGAGUCAAGUUUAGACUAGUCAUACACCAGCAGACUGGGGGCUGAGCAUUAUGUCUUCCCUAUAUGACUACAACUACGGCUGUGUACUACGGCUGUGUGUACUACGGCUGGGCUGCGUAUACUGUGGCUGUCUGUACUAUGGCUGUGUGUACUACGGCUGUGUGUACUACGGCUGGGCUGCGUAUACUACAGCAGUAUAUACUAUGGCUGUCUGUACUAUGGCUGUGUAUACUACGGCUGUGUAUACUACAGCAGUAUAUACUAUGGCUGUCUGUACUAUGGCUGUGUAUACUACGGCUGUGUGUACUACGGCUGGGCUGCGUAUACU